This is a messenger RNA of Monopterus albus (swamp eel), 6494 nucleotides long. It is a transcript of the gene rasgrf1, whose product is annotated as Ras protein specific guanine nucleotide releasing factor 1. Bases 385 to 4155 code for a protein of 1256 amino acids. Gene Ontology annotation, cellular component: plasma membrane. The record is from RefSeq and is a predicted model, not a curated record. Gene Ontology annotation, molecular function: guanyl-nucleotide exchange factor activity. The transcript is spliced from 27 exons. Gene Ontology annotation, biological process: Ras protein signal transduction. Lineage: Eukaryota; Metazoa; Chordata; Actinopteri; Synbranchiformes; Synbranchidae.
CCUAGCUCAGCACCAAGCCUGCUGGUUUCUGGAGGUUUCAUGUGAGACUAGGACAAACCCCGAGCCGUUUUCUCUCUCAUCUUGCUUGGUUAGACUGUUCCCGCCUCCCUUUUGUGUUUUUACACGAACGGAUAAUGUGGAGCUUCAAUGCGCUCGGCGUAUGACCAGUGAUUUUAGGAUGCUGGGCUUGUACCGCUCGUUUUGUUCCUCUUGCUUUACUUAAAUGCCAAUACGGUGAAUGCGUCGGACAGAGUGGACAAGCCUGCUGCUAGAGGUCCGCGUUCAGAAAGUCAACAUCUUGCCUUUUUUAAAAAUUUCUCUGGAGUGACUUCAGAAGGAUGUAACGACCGAUCCACCUUGCACAGCUGAAGUCUUCUCCUCAACAUGCAGAAGGGAAUACGACUUAAUGAUGGUCAUGUCACCUACCUGGGGCUUUUGGCAAAGAAGGAUGGUACAAGACGGGGGUGCUUGAGCAAAAAGAGCUCAGACAACACGAAAUGGCACACAAAGUGGUUUGCUUUGUUACAGAAUAUGCUCUUUUAUUUCGAGAAUGAGUCCAGCUCUCGACCCUCGGGGUUAUACCUGUUGGAAGGAUGCAUAUGCGACAGGGCGCCUUCACUGAAACCUUCACUGUCAGCCAAGGAGUGUUUGGAAAAGCAGUACUAUUUCACUGUCAGCUUCACCCAUGAAAACCAAAAGGCACUCGAGUUACGCACAGAAGAUGUAAAGGACUGCGACGAAUGGGUGGCUGCGAUAUCACAUGCCAGUUACAGAAACUUGGCCACCGAGCAUGAGACUCUCAUGCAAAAGUAUCUUCAUCUGCUUCAGAUUGUGGAGACGGAGAAAACAGUUGCUAAGCAAUUUCGACAACAGAUAGAAGAUGGGGAAAUAGAGAUUGAAAGGCUUAAGUCAGAGAUCGCUGGGUUGCUGAAAGACAAUGAAAAAAUCCACGCCAGCCCUGCAGCUGCCCCAACUGAGGAUGAUUCAGAAAUAAAGAAGAUCAAAAAAGUCCAGAGCUUCCUGCGAGGCUGGAUCUGCAGAAGAAAGUGGAAGACUAUCAUCCAGGAUUACAUCCGCUCACCACACGCAGAAAGCAUGAGGAAGAGGAACCAAGUGGUCUUCAGCAUGUUGGACUCAGAGGCCGAGUAUGUCCAGCAGCUUCACAUCCUGGUGAACAACUUUCUGAGGCCGCUCCGCAUGGCUGCCAGCUCCAAGAAACCGCCCAUCACCCAUGAUGAUGUCAGCAGCAUAUUUCUCAACAGUGAAACUAUCAUGUUUCUACAUCAGAUAUUUUACCAGGGUCUAAAAGCUAGAAUAGCGAGCUGGCCAACAUUAGUGCUGGCUGACCUGUUCGACAUCCUGCUGCCCAUGCUUAACAUCUACCAGGAGUUUGUGAGGAAUCACCAGUACAGCCUGCAGAUCCUAGCUCACUGCAAGCAGAACCGAGACUUCGACAAGCUGCUGAAGCAGUACGAGGCCAAACCCGACUGUGAGGAGAGGACUCUGGAGACCUUCCUCACAUACCCCAUGUUCCAGAUUCCGCGCUAUAUUCUUACGCUCCACGAACUUCUGGCCCACACACCUCAUGAGCAUAUAGAAAGAAACAGUCUGGACUAUGCCAAAUCUAAGCUGGAGGAGCUUUCCAGAAUCAUGCACGAUGAAGUGAGCGAGACCGAAAACAUCAGGAAGAACCUGGCCAUAGAGCGCAUGAUCGUAGAGGGCUGCGAGAUUCUCCUUGACACCAGUCAGACGUUUGUAAGACAAGGUAACCUCAUCCAGGUGCCAAUGAGUGAGAAGGGAAAGAUCACCCGUGGGCGACUGGGCUCUCUGUCUCUAAAGAAAGAGGGAGAGAGGCAGUGCUUUCUCUUCUCCAAGCAUUUAAUCAUCUGCACCAGGGGUUCUGGGGGAAAGCUUCAUCUCACCAAGAAUGGAGUAGUCUCACUUAUAGACUGCACUCUUAUGGAGGAGGCUGAAGGGACAGAUGAUGAGUCCAAAUCAGACAAGAGCAGCCAAGACAUGGAACACCUGGACUUCAAGAUUGUCGUAGAGCCAAAGGACAGCCAGUCAUUCACAGUCAUCCUGGUGGCCUCCUCAAGGCAGGAGAAGUCUGCAUGGACCAGUGACAUCAGUCAGUGUAUAGACAACAUCCGGUGCAACGGGUUAAUGAUGAAUGCCUUUGAAGACAACUCCAAAGUCACAGUACCACAGAUGAUCAAGUCAGAUUCGAGUCUGUACUGUGAUGAUGUGGACAUCCGCUUCAGUAAAAUGAUGAACUCCUGCAAGGUGCUGCAGAUCCGAUAUGCCAGUGUGGAGCGCCUGCUGGAGAGGCUGACCGACCUCCGUUUCCUCUCCAUUGACUUCCUCAACACCUUUCUGCACUCCUAUCGUGUGUUCACCACUGCUGAUGUGGUCCUAGACAAACUCAUUACCAUCUAUAAGAAGCCCAUCAGUGCCAUUCCCGCUCGAUCGCUGGAGUUAUUCUUUGCCAGCAGUCAGAACAGUAAAUUCCUAUAUGGAGAGCCUCCCAGCUCCCCCAGGGCCAGCAGGAAGUUCUCCUCCCCUCCUCCUCUCGCUAUUGCCAAGAAUUCAUCUCCAAACCGUCGACGCAAGCUGUCCCUCAACAUCCCCAUCAUCACUGGGGGCAAAGCUCUUGACCUGGCUGCCCUCAGCUGCUCCUCAAAUGGCUAUGCAAGCAUGUACUCAUCUGUGUCGCCGUUCAGCAAGACCACCUUGGACAUCAAUAAGCUCUAUGUAUCCAGCCCUAUCUCAAGCAAAAUCCCUGAUGAAGGAGAGGACAAGAAGGACAAGGUGGAAGAUACAUCAGUGUGCAAACAAGAUCUCUCAGUACGUGAAGAAAGUGACAAUGAUCAAAACCAGAGUGAUGACGGAGAUCCAGAAGCUUCUCCCACCAAGUCACCAACCACCCCAAAAAACCUCAAAUGCAAAAACUCCUCAGAAUUCUCCCUGUUUUCCUACAACAACGGCAUGGUAAUGUCCUCAUGUCGAGAGCUGGAUAACAACCGUAGUGCCCUGUCUGCUGCCUCCGCCUUUGCUAUUGCUACAGCUGGAGCCAAUGAGGGCACCCCUACCAAGGAGAAAUAUCGGCGGAUGUCCCUUGCCAGCACUGGUUUCCCAACAGAUCAGAGAAAUGGAGACAAAGAGUUUGUGAUCCGACGAGCAGCAACCAACAGAGUCCUGAAUGUCCUGAGACACUGGGUGUCCAAACACUCUCCGGACUUUGAGAAUAACAAUGAGCUGAAGACAAAGGUUAUUGCUUUCCUGGAGGAAGUGAUGCAUGACCCUGAGCUGCUGACCCAGGAGAGGAAAGCAGCAGCCAACAUUAUUAGGACUCUAACUCAGGAAGAUCACGGUGACAAUCAAAUCACCCUUGAAGACGUGACACAGUUGGUGGGAGGAGGGAAGGCAGAGCCCUUUGAGAAUCACUCUGCGUUAGAGAUCGCAGAGCAGCUCACUCUGCUGGAUCACCUGGUGUUUAAAGUCAUCCCAUAUGAGGAAUUCUUUGGACAAGGCUGGAUGAAGAAUGACAAAAAUGAGAAGACACCUUAUAUCAUGAGAACAACAAAGCACUUCAAUGAUAUGAGCAACCUUAUUGCAACAGAGAUCCUGCGCUGUGAAGAUGUGGUCACGAGGGUAGCUGUCAUAGAGAAAUGGGUGGCUGUGGCUGACAUCUGCCGCUGUCUCCACAACUACAAUGCUGUGCUCGAGAUCACCUCCUCCCUCAAUCGCAGCUCUGUUUUCCGCCUUAAGAAGACCUGGCUCAAGGUUUCCAAGCAGACAAAAGCAUUGAUUGAUAAGCUGCAAAAGCUGGUCUCAUCAGAAGGCAGGUUCAAAAACCUGAGAGAAGCAUUGAAGAACUGUGAUCCUCCCUGCGUGCCCUACCUGGGGAUGUACCUCACUGACCUGGCUUUCAUUGAGGAAGGAACGCCAAACUACACCGAAGACAGUUUGGUGAACUUCUCCAAGAUGAGGAUGAUCUCACACAUCAUCAGGGAAAUCAGGCAGUUUCAGCAAACAGCAUACAAAAUUGACCUGCAACCAAAGGGAUCCCAGUAUCUAUUGGAUAACAGCUCUGUUCUGGAUGAAGAAAGCAUGUAUGAAGCCUCACUCAGAAUUGAGCCUAAAGUGCCCAACUGAUGGGCAAGCUGGUCCUUCACGUUAUUUUUCUGUUAAUAUGUCAUAUCUGAUAACAUACACGUUAACUUUGUAUAAUUGUACAUGUUUAUGAUAUUUGCUCUUCUUUGACAACACAUUCUGUGAUCUGUUUCAAGCAUAAUAACAGAGGUCUCUUCAGUUGCACACAGCUGUGUCUUCUUAGUGACCAAUGACAUUAUUUUGCAUUUCAUACCGUGCCAACUUCGCAUUUUCUGAGCACUCACGCUGUCUGCCUUUAUUCUCUUUGCUUGCGUUUUAUUGAUGACUGGGUUUUUCCGCAACUGAUGUAGCAUUGUAAAAAUGUAACUGCAUCAAAUCAGGUAAAAGAGCACAGAGAAUUUAGCUGAAAUUAGUGCUGGGAAACCAUGAUCAGUGGCGAUGACAGCAGGGUAUCUCAAGCAUUUCCCAAACCAAAAUAAGAUGCAUUUGUUUUGUUUCAUUUUUGCUCACUACUCAAAAGACAGAGACUCCCAACCAUUUUUUGCACUGUGGAUCUUUUUUUAAUUGAUAGUGGCAUUGUGGGUCAGCCAACAGGAGAACAACACCCUGUGUCUGACUUGGUUACUUAAGAUUAACUCCAUGUGUCUGCAGCCAUGAUAACAACUCAGUGCUAUGAGCUAAAUGCUAAAAACAGCAUAUGUAUGUUUACCAUGAAGUUCACCACGUUCACUGUUUUUGUUUGAGACUUAUAGGAAAAUAUUAAUUUUUUCAAGUAUUGGUUAUAAACUAAAGUAUUGGGCCACUUAAAAUUAUGACCCGAUGAUGGCACUAGAUGAAAAUACAAGGGAAUGCCAAGUUAUUAUAUUUUGUCCUGAAAGUCGGGGCACAUGAUGCUGUGUGCCUAAUUUUAUGGCAAUCCAUCCAAUAGGUGCUGAGGCACUGUGGUAAAACACACAUAUAUGGCACUAGAGGAAAAGUCAGUGGAUCACCAAAGUCAUUCGGCUUCAUUCUCUAGCACCCAAAUGUGUCAGAGUUUAUGAAAAUCCAUCCAAGUUGUUGAGGCAAAUCCACCUGGACCUCUGUUCUAAGAUACAUGUAACCUAAAACUGACAAAAAAAUUCAAUUGUCUUUUUAAUUGUUGUAUAAUGAUACAUUCCAUUUGUAGCCUGUUGUCAUGAGUUACCUAAACUCACCCUGGACACCUCAGUUCAUUUUACUGUACAUAGUCACUGAUAAAGAGGGGUUUAGAUCGCAGCAAUCCAUGGCAAAAGAUUAGCAGUCUGAAUUUACUUUUACACCAAUAUAGCACAGUGAGUUUCUCCCCAUUUGUCUAACUCUUAUGGUUUUUGAUUUUUUGUUCAACUCAAACUCAUGAAAAAGGUCACAUGCGAUGUUAAGUGUUGUACCUUAAGGUUUGGCGAUACUUCUGUAGAGAAAACGGCCGUUGCUCUUCUGUAAUUAAAAGACAAUCUGUCCUUUUUGCUGUUCCAGUGAUUGUGGAACGUGACUGUAUAUCACUCUGUUAUAUGCAUUGCUGUUAAAAACUAUGAUACAACGUAUGUGAAUGACCUCUGCCUGCAGCAUUCAAACACUAUUUUUGUAGUAGUAUAAGAGAGAGUGACCUGCUCUUUAUAUAAACAUGGGAAAGUAUUUUGUACUUUGUUGUUAAUUCACUUCACUGACAUGUGCUGUACAUUUUGUACAUGCAACCCUGCAUAUUUCUCAACGUGGAACAGUGUAAUCCUUUCCCAAAAACAAAAAUAAAAAAUAAAAAUUGUAUCUCAAGAUUAAACACAAAACAAAGCUACAGUACAACAGUGUGGUCUUGAAACCAUGACUUAGAGGUAGGAGACAACUUCAAAGUGUUUUGCAUUUAUACUGUAAUCCUGUCUAUAACCAUUUCUGUUAGCAGGAAUAUAGUAAUGUAGUGCUUAUUCUGUGAAUAUUUGUAUGUAUUUUUACUAUGUAUGUACAGUACACUUUUGAAGCUCAUGUGGCAGGCAUGCAACACCUUCACAGACAGAAUAAUACUAUAUACUUAUAUUGUAAACACUUAUACAUGCACAUAAUCUUAUAAGGUAUAUAAACAAAUAAACAUUUUGCUGUUAGCAAUACCCAGUGGUAUGAAAAUUAUCUUUCAACCCUCAUGUUUCCACACCUUAAGAAAUAUUCCCAGUUUUGUAUUAAAAAAAGAAACAGAACAAAAGAUAACAAUAAAUAAACAAAAGUAUGUUUCCCAGUUACCUCUUGCUAUAAUAAAUCAAUUUUAUCUCAGGGGGAUUUUGUCUCAAGUGUUUUUGUAGAUUGUCUAUCAGUUGGCUUCAUGUUCCUCUAUGAUGACAUAAAAUGUAAUCCGGUAGUAUUUAACAGCACCUCUCUGU